ACGAUGACAGGGAAGUCAUUGAAUAUAUAUGUAAUGCACCUGGUACAAUGCAUGGAGGCAGUGCAACUUGUGUCGACAACAAUUGGAUCAAAACAGUUGAAUGUCCAGCACUUUCAUGUGAAGUUGGUGCUUUGGCUACUCAUCUCAAAAUAAAGGGAUUUCCACCAAAAGAUAACAGAGCGACGGCCGGACAAAAGCUGAAGUUUUUCUGCCCAGAAGCUUAUGAUGUAGAGGGUUCUGAAGAAACUGAGUGUUUAGAAACUGGACAGUGGAGGGACCCCUUCCCAACCUGCUCUGAAAAAUGCAGUACUCCUGAGAUGCCAGAUGGUCUACUCCUCACCCAGUCAGGAGUUUUUUACUGGAGUAAAGGAGAAAGUGUAACAUUUAAAUGUCGUGGACGUGGAUACUUCAUUGAAGGGAACGAGAAAAUGGAAUGUUUGGGAAACGGACAAUGGAGUGGCGUCCUUUCAACAUGUGAAA
Molecule: messenger RNA, 480 nt
Organism: Austrofundulus limnaeus
Lineage: Eukaryota; Metazoa; Chordata; Actinopteri; Cyprinodontiformes; Rivulidae
Product: sushi, von Willebrand factor type A, EGF and pentraxin domain-containing protein 1
Source: RefSeq, a predicted model, not a curated record